AUGUCUCUCAAGGAAUCAAUCACCAUUGAAGAUGUGGCCAUCACAUUCACCCCAGAGGAAUGGGCUAUGCUGGACACAGCACAGAAGACGCUGUACAGAGCUGUGAUGCUGGAAACCAUCAGCACCCUGGAGUCCGCGGGAUGCAAGUGCGGCAAAUCAGGUUUCCUCUUUCACAUGGAUGACACAGAAAUCCUACAGAUGGAAAAACACACAGCCUUCCCCACAAACCAGAAUCCAGAAGAAACGAACAGCCAUGAUGAAGAGGGACAGAUGACCACUGAACAUAUGAAGAAGAAGAAACGCAUCAUCAAGCUCAGGCAGGAAAAUACACAGAGUGAGGAGACAGACCUUGAAGGCAACCUGUGUAGGCAAAUCUUCAAAGAUCAGUGUGAAUUCAGAAGACACCAGACGGCUGAAUCUGGAAAUGAGUUCUGUGUGUGGGGAACAAAGUUCAAUCAGUCUUCUAAAUUUUAUCGGGAUGAGAACAAACUUACCACUGAAGCACUUUACAAAUGUCAUCAAUGUGGGAAAAUGUACAAGAAUUUAAGUAGUCUGAAAAAUCAUGUGAGACUCCACACAGGACAGAAUCCAUAUGAGUGUGUUGUAUGUAGGAAAGCCUUCACUAAGCAAAGUGAUCUUAGAAGGCAUGAGAGAACACACACAGGAGAAAAGCCAUAUGAAUGCAAUAUAUGUCAAAAAUCAUUCACUUGUAGUAAAACACUUAAAAUACAUAAGAGAACACACACAGGAGAGAAGCCAUAUGAAUGCAAUAUGUGUCAAAAAACAUUUGUUUGUAAUAAAACACUUAAAAUACAUGAGAGAACACACACAGGAGAAAAACCAUAUGAAUGCAAUGUAUGUGGAAAAGCCUUCACUCAAUCAAACAACCUUAUUCGUCAUGAGAGAAUACACACAAGUAUGAAACCAUAUGAAUAUAUUGUGUGUCAGAAAGCUUUUACUCGUCCUUGCUCCCUUAAAAUUCAUAAGAGAACACACACAGGAGAAAAACCUUAUGAAUGCCAUCUAUGUGGGAAGGUCUUUGCUCAAUUAUCUUACCUUACUAUGCACAAGAGAACACAUACAGGAGAGAAGCCAUUUGAAUGCAAUAUGUGUCAAAAAACAUUUGCUAAUAGUAAAACACUUAAAGUACAUAAGAGAACACACACAAGAGAAAAACCAUAUAAAUGCAAUGUAUGUGGAAAAUCCUUCACUGAAUCAUACAACCUUAAAAAUCAUAAGAGAACACACACGGGAGAAAAACCAUAUGAAUGCCAUCUAUGUGGAAAAGCCGUCAUUCAGUCGUCUGCCCUUCUUUACCAUAAGAGAACACACACAGGAGAGAAACCAUAUAAAUGUAAUGUGUGUCAAAAAGCUUUUAUAAAAUCUAACGCCUUCAAAAUUCAUGACAGAACACACACAGGGGAAAAGCCACAUAAAUGCCGUCUAUAUCACGGCCAGGUAGGAUCUCUGCUCUUUCGGAAUGCUGACCCAGAAACAAGUCCUCGAGGGCUGAUUCAGCACCAGGCUCCCUCCUGCCUGUAUUACACGAUCGAAAAGAGGGCAGGCGAGUUUCUGGUAGCCCUCAUUUGCCUGAGACAGUGUCUCUAUGCCUGCCACCCAGUCCAGGAGGACAAGAACACAAAAACCCUGGGGAGCCAGGCUGCCUGGCCUGGGGACCGGCAGGAGAUCAGCCACCAGAGACCGAAAAGCUGCCCUAGAGCUCGGCCUGGUGGGAGUCUCAACUUCAGCGGCUCCCUCUCCAUCCCACAAGGGGAGUCUCGGCCUCCUUGGCGCUAA
Molecule: messenger RNA, 1797 nt
Organism: Octodon degus (degu)
Lineage: Eukaryota; Metazoa; Chordata; Mammalia; Rodentia; Octodontidae
Product: zinc finger protein 883-like
Exons: 7
Coding region: 1-1797 (598 amino acids)
Biological process (GO): regulation of transcription by RNA polymerase II
Molecular function (GO): RNA polymerase II cis-regulatory region sequence-specific DNA binding; DNA-binding transcription factor activity, RNA polymerase II-specific
Source: RefSeq, a predicted model, not a curated record